This is a messenger RNA of Schistosoma spindalis, 717 nucleotides long. The record is from the annotation of a GenBank genome assembly. NCBI's taxonomy places the organism in Eukaryota, Metazoa, Platyhelminthes, Trematoda, Strigeidida, Schistosomatidae.
AUGACAACAAAAGUUGGUAUAGUUCAAAUGCAAUCAACAGCAAACAAGGAACGGAACUUCGAACAGGCGGUUACGUAUAUUAACCAGGCCAAAGCAUCGGGAGUCAAGAUCGUUUUUCUCCCCGAAUGUUUUGAUUUCGUUGGACGGUCACGUGAGGAAACGCUUGAUCUUUCAGAAGUGUUAGACGGACCUUUGAUAACAAAAUACUGUGACUUGGCUUCUCGAGAAAGCCUUUGGAUUAGUCUCGGUGGUGCUCAUAUAAGGAUCACAGAGAACGGCGAUCAGUUGUUCAAUUCUCACAUAGUUAUUAAUUCAGAUGGUCAAAUAGUGGGAGUUUAUCAUAAAGUCCAUUUAUUCGAUGCCAAUUUAAGUGAAAACGAAACUACACCCAAUACAGAAUCAACAUGUACACGAUCAUCGUUUUUUGAGUCGAAAGCAAUAUGUGCUGGUACCGAGGCUCCAAUCGUAAUCCAAAACACCCCUGUUGGAAAUUUGGGACUAGCUAUUUGUUAUGACAUGCGAUUCCCUGAACUAGCGUCUCAUCUUCGAUAUGCUAAGAAUGCUCAUGUUCUGAGUUAUCCAUCUGCUUAUACUACUCAUACAGGAGAAGCUGGUCAUUGGCAUACGUUGAUUCGAGCCAGAGCUAUUGAGAAUCAGUGUUAUGUAGUUGCUGCAGCCCAGGUACCCUACUCAUUCCUAUGUUUUUCAUUCUUCUGA